Molecule: messenger RNA, 423 nt
Organism: Gongylonema pulchrum
Lineage: Eukaryota; Metazoa; Nematoda; Chromadorea; Rhabditida; Gongylonematidae
Source: the annotation of a GenBank genome assembly
AUGUCACCAAGGGUGCUACCAGUUGCGUGUUGUAUCGGACGUAAUCGGAAGCGCGAACAACGAGAGGAGGAGAAAAGCCGGCGGCCAGUAGCAGCAUCAGCAACGAGGGAAAUGCCAGCGAACGAGAACGCCAUCAUACCAUCGUCAUUCCUGGGCCGUCUCAGCGCCCGAACAAGUCUCCUGUCCACCCGAGACUACAAGACCACAGUGCAGUUGCUAGAUGACAAUGAAACAAUCUGUCAGGAAUUCAAGGUACCCAAUAAGACAUCGAACGCUCAAGUUAUACUUGACUAUGUAUGCGAAUGCUUGAACAUCGUCGAAAAGGAUUAUUUUGGUUUGCGGUACCAGGAUUUCAGUAAACAUCGGUACUGGAUGGAUUUGAACAAGCCGAUCUGCAAGCAAGUCCGAGGUAAUUUGUUAUAA